AUGUCAUCCCCACGAAAGACAGCAAGCGAUGAAUCAUUAGAGCUAUCUUUACCAUGGUCGUUCGUGGAGUUGAUGGCACUGGAAUCACUUGGUGUAGACAAAUCACAUUCCAGUGGUGACGGGACUGAGGAGAUUGAGAAAUUUCGCUCGCUUGCUGCACCAUAUCCCCCUGGCCAAGGAAGCCGUUCUUUUGGGGGGCAUGUAUAUGCUCAAUCCGCGUAUGCAGCAUCCAAGACUGUUGGAGAAAUGUUUGUGAUUCAUGAUAUAACUGGGUCAUUCAUUCUGGGUGGUCGAUUAGAUAUUCCAUAUAUCUAUAGUGUUCGGCGAAUUCGGGACGGGUUCAUGUAUUGUACAAGAGCAGUUGAUGCUCGACAAGACGGCAAAAUCUGCUUUUCCUGUCUAUGCUCAUUUAAGCGUGGAGAAGGACAGCAAACCUUCCACCACCAACCACCGACUGUUCAGGAGCGUUUUGACAAAAUCCUCUCUUUGAAACGACCAGAAGACCAGGAUAUGAGUCCGAGUAUUGAUGCAGAUUUUUGGAUCGAAGGAGUGAAGCAAGGGAAGUUUGAAGAAAUGAUGUUCCCAGGACUGGAUGUGCGGAAGGUCAACAUGGAGGACUACAAUAAUAAUACUGGCAUUCAACAAAAUCCCGAGCGAUAUAGACAGUUGACCCAGUACCGACUCAAGGGAUCACCAGAUGAGGAUUGCACAGCAACAUUGGCCCAGGUCAAAGAGAGGGAAUUUGCUGGAAAAUAUGAUAACCUCUACGCUUGUGCUCAUAUGUACUCCAGUGAUAAGAACUCUCUCUUUCUGAUCCCGCGUGCUUUGGGGAUCAAGCGCUGGGCAGAUAUGUCAAGUCUCACUUUAAUGGUGGUUGUUCAUACGCAUGGCAAGCCAUUGAGAAUGAUUGACUGGGAUGGAGUUACUGAAGAUAAGUCGGAACUUCCGAUGAAAUGGUUCAUCCAAGAAGGUUGGACACCUCAAUCUGGAGAGAACAGGGCUGUCCAUGAGAGUCAUCUUUGGAGUCCAGAGGGCACCUUAAUUGCAACAUCUUUACAGGACAGCAUGCUUCGGCUACAGAAACUUGGUCGAGCGGGAAAUCUAUAG
Molecule: messenger RNA, 1107 nt
Organism: Penicillium taxi
Lineage: Eukaryota; Fungi; Ascomycota; Eurotiomycetes; Eurotiales; Aspergillaceae
Product: acyl-CoA thioesterase
Exons: 2
Coding region: 1-1107 (368 amino acids)
Biological process (GO): fatty acid catabolic process; acyl-CoA metabolic process
Cellular component (GO): peroxisomal matrix
Molecular function (GO): fatty acyl-CoA hydrolase activity
Source: RefSeq, a predicted model, not a curated record